AUGUCUACAGUCAUUCUUGUCACUGGAGGAACAGGUCUUGUUGGCAAAGCCAUAGAAUAUGUCAUCGAAAACGAACCAGCUGGAUCUCGUUUCGGUAAACGACCCAACGAGAAAUGGAUUUUUGCCAGCUCAUCCGAGGCAGAUCUGAGAGAUCCUGCUCAGACGCGUAAAUUAUACGAGAAAUACCAGCCUACUCAUGUCAUUCACUUGGCUGCACUUGUCGGUGGUCUCUUCAAGAAUAUGAAAUACAAAUUGACUUUCCUUCGGGAAAAUAUCCUCAUUAAUGAUAACGUCCUGCACGCCUCGUACGAGCACAAGACUCAGAAGCUCGUCUCUUGUCUAUCUACUUGUGUUUUUCCUGACAAGGUCGAGUACCCUCUGACCGAGCUCAACAUACAUAAUGGCCCACCGCACGAGAGUAACUUUGGUUACGCCCACGCUAAACGGAUGGUUGAUGUUCAGAACCACGCUUACAAGGAGGAGUUUGGCUGUAAUUUUACCUCGGCAAUUCCAACGAACGUGUUUGGGCCUCAUGACAACUACGAUCUCGAAGAUUCACACGUCAUUCCUGGACUUAUCCACAAAUGCUACCUUGCCAAGAAGAACAAAACUCCCUUUGUCGUGUCUGGAACCGGCAAACCUCUUCGUCAAUUCAUAUACUCUCGCGACUUGGCCAAAUUGUUCAUUUGGCAACUUCGUGAAUACGACGACGUCGAGCCUGUGAUUCUCUCAGGCAGGUUCGGCGAAGAUGAGGAAGUUAGCAUCAAAGAAGUGGCGGACGCCAUUGUAAAAGCUGUCGGAUUCCAGGGCUCGUAUACCUUCGAUACCAGUCGUGCCGAUGGCCAAUACCGAAAACCUGCAUCCAAUAAGAAACUGUUAUCGCUCAUUGGGGACUUCAAGUUUACACCGUUCGAAGAGGCGUUGAAUGAAUCAGUCAAGUGGUUUUUGGAAAAUUACAAUAAUGCUAGGAUCGGGAACGUUCCUUCCGCUUAA
Messenger RNA from Lentinula edodes (shiitake mushroom), 993 nucleotides. RefSeq lists its product as uncharacterized. Gene Ontology annotation, biological process: nucleotide-sugar biosynthetic process. The record is from RefSeq and is a predicted model, not a curated record. Gene Ontology annotation, molecular function: GDP-L-fucose synthase activity. The transcript has 10 exons. NCBI's taxonomy places the organism in Eukaryota, Fungi, Basidiomycota, Agaricomycetes, Agaricales, Omphalotaceae. Bases 1 to 993 code for a protein of 330 amino acids.